AUGACACGUACAAUUCCCUUUAUCCUCGCCCUCCUCGUGGCACAUGUGGCGGCUGCGCCGAUGCCGGCGGAGCUCAAUACCGCGCUCGAGGCACGCGGACUACUGGACUUCCUCACGAACACAAGCGGCGAGUGCGCCAACAUCACCAGCGGCCUUUCCGACGGGCUUACUUCGGCGCUUUCCGUGCUGAGCCAGAUCAAGACAAACGAUGCCUCGGUUUCGAAAAAUCUCGCGUCCAUCAAGGGCUUCCUCACGUCUGCCUCCAAUGUUGGCAAGGCCGUCUCGAGUGCAUGUGACGCGACCGCCGCCGUCUCCAACGCCGCAAACCAGGUUGCCGCUGCCGUGGGCGGUGCGAAGAAGGGCACCGCCGCUGCGACAAGCGCCAGUGUGGCUGCUGCGAAAGCCUCGAAGAGCGCCGCCGUAGCCCAGGCCAGUGCGAAAGCCGCGUUGUCGAAUGCGGCAGCUAGCGCUGCGCAGGCUCAGAAAUCUCAAGCCGCGCAAGCUGCAAAAGUUCUUAGCGCUGCGAAUGCCCAGGCGAGCAAGAUUGUCGCGAGCGCUAAGGCGCAGGCGAGCAAGGCCGCGGCCGCCUCUAAAGCCCAAGCAAGCAAAGCUGCUGCUGCCGCCAAAGCUGCCGCCUCUAAGGCCGCCGCGCAAGCCGCUGCUGCCGCCAAGGCCGCUGCCGCGAAAGCUGCUAAAGGCGGAUCAGGCGGCGGGGCCAAGGCCGGCUCUGGCGCGAAAGCGAACACUGCAACAGCUACACCGACCACAACCGACUCUGACGCUGCAGAUGCGACCACCACGGACCCGACUACUACCAGCGAUGCCGACGACAGCACCGCAACGGAGCCGCCGACCACAACCACCGACGGUGAUGAUGCGGCAAGCACAACUGAUGGCGGUGAUGACGAUACCGCAAGCAGCACCGAUGGCGCGGACGACGCACAGGAGACUGGCACGGACACAGAUGCAGAUGCAACAUCGACUGACACGGCUGACGACGCUGCUGCCACUGAUGAUGCAACCUCCACUGAUGCUGCGGACCCCACCGCGACCGACGGGACCGACGACACCGACAGCGACGCCACUGCCACGGACGGCGCCAAUGCUGCUGCUGCUACGGACGACGGCACUGGGACCGACGACGCCGACACCACCGACGACGGCACAGCCGAUACCGAUGCUGAUGCCACAGACGCUGACGCCGGCGCGGCUGAUGGCACCACCGAUGCCGACGAUGGCGUUGAUGAUACCACCGAUGCCGACGCCGAUACCGGUGUUGACGACACCAGCGUCGACGAUACUGGGGCGGAUGAUACCUCCGACCUGGACACCGGCGCCGACGACACCGACGACGGCGCGGACUUCGACUCCGGCGCGGAUGAUAGCUCUGACUUCGACAGCGGGUCGGACGACGACUUCGACUCCGGGUCGGACGACUUCGACGACUCGGACUUCGGCGGUGGAGGGGACGACUUCGGUGGAGGAGGGUUCGAUGAUGACUUCCGCCGCCGGGGGCAGCCGCUGCGCAGGGGGGUGCAUGGGGUGCUGUACAGGGUAUAUAGUUGCCCAAUUUAUUCCACCUGCAAUGUACGCCGACAUAGAUAA
Molecule: messenger RNA, 1605 nt
Organism: Mycena indigotica
Lineage: Eukaryota; Fungi; Basidiomycota; Agaricomycetes; Agaricales; Mycenaceae
Exons: 12
Coding region: 1-1605 (534 amino acids)
Source: RefSeq, a predicted model, not a curated record